GGUCGAACGAUCCAAAUCGUUCGACUCAGAUCGACCCGUGAAAACGCGCCUUAACCGCGACCAAAUUGCAAAUUGAUGAUUUGAAAUUUGAAUUAUAUUAUUUAUCUAUGAAUUAUUUGAAAUGUGUUUCUGGAUCUGGAUUCUAUAGCUAGCUUCUAUAGGCGUAUAUUCGUUGAUUGUAUUAUAAAAUAAUGUUGUUUGUUUCUGAAACUCCUGCUGAUUAUGCUAUAUUCAAGCUUUUAGUUGGGAAGAAACUUCAGGAAAUGGAUAAUUUAUUCCACGCAUUGAAAAUGCUGGAAGAGUGUUCCAAUCCGAUAAGGAAGGAAUUUCCGAUCCACAGGAAUUAUUUAAGAGAAUCCAAAUUCAGGCCCACCUCAAGGAGAGGUGGACCCGCCCAGACGGAACGGUUACAGGAACGGUUCGACCACGAGGUGAACAACGAGGUUUUGGAGGAAAAUAUUGAAAAUCAGGAAGUAAUGGCUACCAGAAGCGUCGAAAUUAUGGACGAAGAGCCCUUUCAAACCGUCAAGUGUGCCAGGAGGAACUCCGCUGAGUCCAUACAAGGUGCCAGAAGGAGGGAUGCCACUUCAAGUGCUUCCACAGUCCCAGUAAGGAACCGUUAUCAAGUUCUGGAACAGGUGAGUACUGAAGAUAGGUCUUCAGCUCCAUCCAAGAAGGAACGUGUUCCACCAAUCGUCAUUGCGGUCAGAUAGGAUCCUAUUCUGCCUUUAUCAAAGAAGUAGCGAAACUACUAGGCCACAAUAACUUCCAGAUUGCACCAGCAGGUAAGUUAGGCACCCGCAUCUAUCUUUACAGCACAGAAGACCACGAAAAAGUGAAACAAGAUUUUAUCAACACGUCUACUGCCUUCCACACCUACACCAGGAAGUCCGAUGUAACCAAGAAAAUCGUGAUGAAGGCAGCUCCAGGCCUGGACCUCGACGAUGUAGAAGCUGACCUCAGGCAACAAGGAAUCAUAGGCAAGGUUACCGAGAUGAAGACCAGGAAACCAGGAGCAACGAGCAGUUCAUAUCUUCUCCAGGUCGACAAGCAGCAGGACCUAAAGGAUAUCAAAAAGAUCAACGGUGUCAACGACAUUCGAGUCCGAUGGGAUGCCUAUUCCAAACCUUCAAGAGCUACACAGUGCUACAACUGUCAAGAUUUCGGCCAUUCUGCAAGGAACUGCUACAAGAGCCCCAGAUGCAUGAAGUGCGCUGAGAAUCACCAAACCAGGAACUGCCCCCUACCUAAAGGACAAGUAAACAAGGUCAGAUGCUGCAAUUGUAACGAAGCUCACACCUCCAACUACCCGAUGUGCAGCAAACACAUCGAAUACUUAGACAGACAGGCGGCAAGACGAAACAGGAACCAGCCACAACAGAAGACAGCACCUCCACCACCCCAUCCAUCAGCAUUCAGGACGACCACCAGCGGAUUUUCUUAUGCACAGGCCAGCAAAGGUGUACCACAACCCUCAGCUCCAUCCAAACCAGCUACAGUCCAAGGAACAUGGGCAGAGAUCAACAAAAUAGUAAACGUCGAGAAGAUGAUGGCCAUUCUUCAAGAUAUGAAAAGGGAUCUACUCCAGGCGAGGUCAUUUGCCGAGAAAGCGAUGAUCUUCAUGAAGUACGAAGAAAUCUACAAUGAACCAUAAGCAUCUGAAGAUCUUCCAGUUCAACAUAGCAUCUCUACGGCUACGAAUCAGCGAACUUCGAGAGGCAGUCCUGAGGCACAACCCUGAUGUCAUCUGCCUGUCCGAAACCAGAUACAUGACGGAGUCACAACUACCAAGGAUCACAAACUAUGAUGGAUAUGGAAGAAGAGACAAUCCAAACGACAGAGGAGUGGCCAUAUAUGUCAGAAACAACAUAGAAUGGAACCAAGUUGCGUUGGACACACAGCAUUUUGAAGGUAUUGGUAUCAAAAUCUUCCAACAGAUCCUAGGACCUCUACAGCCCUAUAUGCAGAUGAUACGGCAGUGUAUGCAUCCGGAAAAGAUGAAAGAAGAAUAAUAGAUGACAUGGAGUACCACUUGGAGAAAAUCACGGACUUCACGGAAAAAUGGAAAAUCAAGAUCAAUGCAGAGAAGACGCAGUUCAUAAUAUUCACCCAAGAAAAACGACCACCACAGAACCAGAUCACAGUAGGAGGCAACAGAAGGAGGAUAGAGUUACCAACGCCACCAUCAGGAACAGAUUAGGAUUCACACCACUGAGGGAGGUAGCCGAGAACACGACCAGGUGGUUCUUCAACCAGGCCACAAGAAAACUGCGAAAAACCAGGGAUAUCCUCGAGAAAAACAGGAUCCAGAGGAUACACCGAGAAACUCAUCGACUCAUAGACCACAUGAUCAACUAGCCAGGCUUGCAGAGAAGUAGGUACGUUUGCCGAUACAGUACCUACAGAAGCAGACGAGGACACCACCCAGGAAGAUCCAGGACCCGAGAGGAAGAAGACCCAGAAGAUGGCGGUGCAAGAGCGGUACGCUGAAGAAAAGAAGACAAACAUUUUAAAAUUUUGAAAUGUUCAUUUUUGAUAUUAUGGCAAUAAAUGCUUUUAUUUU
Messenger RNA from Diabrotica balteata, 2563 nucleotides. NCBI's taxonomy places the organism in Eukaryota, Metazoa, Arthropoda, Insecta, Coleoptera, Chrysomelidae. The record is from the annotation of a GenBank genome assembly.